CUGUUCCUCUGUCCAUAUUCAGUGACAGUCUGAGCGAAAUGUGAAAACUCGGAGCUCCAGAUCGAAGUCGGCAUCACAUCCUUUAGUAGGGACUUGACAAGCAUCCUUUACAAGUGCAAUGUCAGGUCGAGAUCUUAAAAACUUCCUGUUCCUUCAUCGGUCGGACCCAACAGACAAAGGCCAGGUGUUUACCCGGAUAAUGGGAGGAAACCGGAGUAAUAAGUACCGGGAGGUGGAUUACGACGCGGUGCGGGCGCUGAUCGCAGACAGAAGACAGGCCGGGGACGAGAAACUGGGAAAAGUGCAGCGGAUCGCACAGAAGUCUAAAGCUGGAAAGGAGCACAACCUGCAGAAACAACACAAGAUGGUCUGGCACAAGGAACAGCUACGACUGACCACUGCACGGCGCCAGGCACAGAUCGAGCUGGACGGCAUGACCAGUGCCAGUCCUCUGACCAACGACCUUCCCGCGUGCACACAGUUCUUCCAGGAGUGUGAGGCGUACAAUGCCAUGCUGUCUGCAGAUACUGGUGAUUUCAAAGCUGCCACUGUUGACCCUGUGUGGGACCUGAGAGAAGAUCUGCUGUACUGGCUACAAGAGCAUGCUGAAGCCAUCUCCCAGGGGGAAGGGGAAGAGCUAAGGGAAGAGCAUCAAGAGAUCAGAGCCCAGGUGGAGUCUGUACAGACGCAGCAGCAGCAGGUGAUGUUGCAGCUGCAGGAAGAGCGGAGACAGCUGGAGGAGGAGCUGCACCUGCCGCACCUGCAGAACAUGAUGCAUUCUGGGGAGAAACAACAAGAAACUGGCAUUCCACAGGCUAUGGCUGACUUGGAAUGUCCAGACAGAAAAUUAAAGGAAUCUGUACUGCAAGAAUUUCUACAUCUAGACACACGGUACCAGGAAAGGUUAGAUGAACUGGAAAAAACAAACAAAGAAACUAUAAGUUCCAGUACUGGGGGUUGGAAGGCUGAAGACCACUGGGUGUUCCAGGUUGUACUGGAGCAGUACCCUCAUGACCUGCCACACAGACGCCAGCUGUACCUGGAUAGACUCAGGAAACACCUGCCUCGCAAGACAAGGGCUGCACUGGUUUCCCACGAGGCAUGGUACUCUGCGUACAGAGUGUACCACGACCAGGUUCGCUCCAUACAGCACAGCUGGACGCGGGACCGUGCUGAACUGAUGGGAAAGGCCCGAGCAACAUUUGCUGCUGUCUGCACAGCUCAUGAACAGGCCAUGGAGGCCAAGAUUAAACACCAAGAACAGGAAGAAAUCUGUGCUAUACUGAGAGAACAGUUGCAUUACUGGCAGGAGAUGAAGAGGGAGCAGAUGGCUAUAGAGGCUGCAGUCAAGGCAAGGAUGAGAGAGGAGGAGGAGGAAAGAAGACAGAUGGAAGAGGAGAAGGAGAAAAAAAGGAGAGCUAAAGAUCACCAGAGGUUGGUUGAGUUCUAUGAAGAGAAGCAGAGGGCGCGUGCAGUUGCUGCCGAAGCUGACAGGAGGCGCAUGGAGGAACUGCACAAACUCAUGGCAGAACAGGCAGAGCACGACAAGGAAAGGGUGAGAUACAGGGAAGAACAGAUAGAAAAGAAGACUCAGCAGAGAAGAGAGGCCCAGGAAAGACAGGAGGAGGAAGAGAGACAAAAAGAGAGAAGACUGGAAACUCUCAGACAAAUGGUGGAGCCCCAUGUGGAAGUAGACCCAGUGCGGAUGAUGGGGAACACAACUGCUUCCAAAGCCAGGAUGGGUAUUGGUGCAGAGGAAGAUAUUAACAUCCAGAAACCAUUGUUUCAUUUGCAUGGAUUUACCGACCAACAGGUUGCGUCGGACAACAGGGUGCGUGUUGAACAGGCUCUGAGAGAGGCGGGGCUUCACACGUCCGAGUACGCUCGCCACAUCCUCAAGGACAUCGCCCCGCCACGCCCUCCCAGGAAAGACCAGGAGUCGUCUGUCCACAGGCUGCUAGAUCACAACUAGAUCAAGGCUUGAGUUUGGACUUCUCAGAAAGAAUUCUAGCUUUAACUACAGUCAAACCUCUAUUAGCGGCCACCUUUGCAUAGCGACCACCUAGCCAUUGCGGUCACUUUUUGUCGGUUCCUUUGGUUUUUCUUAUUGACAUAAGCAUUUUCUAAUACAAUUUACGGUGAAGUGAUCCAUGAACCCACUAAAUAAAUAUUUUUUAAAUAAAUGAACCCACUGUAAGCAAGUUUCUAUGACAACCUUUCCUGUCACAACAAUGUGCUCAAUACGGUACUGUAAAAUUAAUAUAAAUAUAUUCGCAUUUUUCAUGGUGACCUCUUCAUUCUGAACUCAAAACCAUCUAGAAAAUUUCUGAUCUGUUUCUGUCCAUCCACGGGCCAAUUGUCUACAUUGUACAGUAUGAUGAUGUAUUGGAGACAACUGUUCUGUCCAUCUGUAACACUCUUGCCUAGUCACUAAGUAGUGCUUUCCUAAAGGCUAUGCAAUAAACUCUAUUACUGUACCCGUAACUGUAUUAGUAACUGUAGCAGUAUGUGUACUAUUGGAUUUAGAACUGUUACAAUAUUUAUUCAAUGGAUACAUACUGUGCACAUGUAGUUUAUAGGCU
Molecule: messenger RNA, 2582 nt
Organism: Branchiostoma floridae (Florida lancelet)
Lineage: Eukaryota; Metazoa; Chordata; Leptocardii; Amphioxiformes; Branchiostomatidae
Product: coiled-coil domain-containing protein 148-like
Exons: 14
Coding region: 119-1972 (617 amino acids)
Source: RefSeq, a predicted model, not a curated record